AUGACCGGACGUCCCCGAGGCCCCGCCCCCGACGCUUCGCGAACGCCCAACCGCCGGGAGCGCUGGCCCGGGGCUGCGUGCGCGCUGAGCCCGCGGCCGGUGAGUGCGCCCCCUCAGGGUCUCCGCCCCGAUCCCGCCUCCCGCCCGUGCCCUGGAGUUCCGGGCCGCCGACCCAGGCGCCCGGCAGUGACUCAGCGCGGGAGGGUGGCGACUCGUUGGCACUGGAGAUUCGAACUGUGCUGGGCCUUGAAUGCCGGGAUGAGUGGGGUGAACGAGUGUCUUCGGAGCUGGUCGCGGGACACCAAGAUGCCUGGCGAACAGCAGACGCUGAAGGUGGAGGUGGAGGAGGAGGAGAUGCAAGAGGAGAUGGUGCUGCUGGUGAAGGAUGAGGAGGAGGAGGGUGAGAAGAAGUAUGAGGUGGUGAAACUCAAGAUCCCCGUGGACAACAAGGAGGUCCCGAGGGCGGCACCAGCGCCUCCUGCAGACCCGGUGCGCCCACACGUGUGCUCGGAAUGUGGCCGUGCUUUUGCACGCCGGUCCACGCUAGCCAAGCAUUCACGCACACACACAGGUGAACGGCCUUUCGAAUGCCCCGAGUGUGGCCGGGGCUUUUCCCAGAAGUCCGCGCUGACCAAGCACGGCCGCACACACACGGGCGAGCGGCCCUAUGAGUGCCCUGAGUGUGGCCAGCGCUUUUCGGCCGCCUCGAACCUGCAGCAGCACCGGCGGCGCCACACCGGCGAGAAGCCCUACGCGUGCACGCAGUGUGGGCGCCGCUUCGCUCAGAGCUCCAACUACGCGCAGCACCUGCGCGUGCACACGGGCGAGAAGCCCUACACCUGCCCCGACUGCGGGCGCGCCUUCGGCGGCAGCUCGUGCCUUGUGCGCCACCGGCGCACGCAUACGGGGGAGCGGCCGUACGUUUGUGCCGACUGUGGCACGCGCUUCGCGCAGAGCUCGGCGCUGGCCAAGCACCGGCGCGUGCACACGGGCGAGAAGCCGCACCUCUGUACCGUGUGCGGCCGCUAUUUCCGCCACCGGUCCAACCUGGCAGAUCAUACCCGCACGCACACGGGCGAGCGGCCCUACCCCUGCACCGAGUGCGGACAGCGCUUCCGCCUCAGCUCAAACUUCGUCCGCCACCGCCGUUCGCAUAUGAUGCGCCGUCUCUAUAUCUGCGCUGUGUGCGGCCGAGACUUCAAGCUGCCCCCUGGCUCUAAGGCCACCACUGUCACUGAGCGCUGCCCCGAGUGCGAGAGCAGAUGA
Molecule: messenger RNA, 1266 nt
Organism: Pipistrellus nathusii (Nathusius's pipistrelle)
Lineage: Eukaryota; Metazoa; Chordata; Mammalia; Chiroptera; Vespertilionidae
Source: the annotation of a GenBank genome assembly